This is a messenger RNA of Amphiprion ocellaris (clown anemonefish), 3752 nucleotides long. RefSeq lists its product as uncharacterized. The transcript is spliced from 2 exons. Gene Ontology annotation, biological process: regulation of transcription by RNA polymerase II. The record is from RefSeq and is a predicted model, not a curated record. Gene Ontology annotation, cellular component: nucleus. Lineage: Eukaryota; Metazoa; Chordata; Actinopteri; Pomacentridae. Gene Ontology annotation, molecular function: DNA-binding transcription activator activity, RNA polymerase II-specific; RNA polymerase II cis-regulatory region sequence-specific DNA binding. The coding region runs from base 298 to 1965 and encodes 555 amino acids.
AGUCGUGUGUGCGGUUUGUCGGGUGCUGCCGCAGUAAAUGAGGGCUUCGGCUCUGUAGCCAAGAUCCGCCGUGCGCUCUCAAACAGCGAUUAAAUACUUGAUCUCAUCCUUUAUUGUUUGGUUAAUGAAUUUAAACUGCAUCUGCUGUGGGAUUUGAGUCUUGAGGAGGUUCUCUUGUCUGCUUACUGACAAGAGCACCAGCGCGGCCCUGCACAAAACAAAGUGUUAUAACCCCGAUUCCUACUAAAGUCAUCGCCCGGCAGGAAAACGGAGGUCGUGGGGCUGGAGUGUGUUCUCAUGGCCGAGUCAGAGACUGAAUGUGACACACCCGGCCUUGACACACUUGGGUCGGAGUGUGUCAUAGCCCACAGCCAUGUCGACCUUCACUAUGGAGCAGAAACGGAGAUCAUGACAGAAGAAAAGCAUGGAUUGGAGCUGGAAAUCCAUGGCUCAGACUUAAAGAUCCAGGGACUGGGGACAGAGCUCGGAGCUGUAGCCUGUGUGGACACAAUUGUAGGGACAGACCAUGAUUACAUUAAAGUGGAACAUGAUGAUAUACACUGUUUCACAGGAGCCGAAAUCAAGACAACAGGAAACGAGGCGUUGCUGGGAGAGGUGCUGAUCAAGACAGAAAGUGAGCAUGUGGUGAAAGUGGAGUCUGACCAUGGUGGAGAGUUGACGGUGGAGUCCGAGAAUGGUGUAAUCAUACAUGAAGCUCACGGCCUGCAGUGCAACGAGUGCGGGGAGAUUUUUGGCAGCAUUGCUGAUCUUCACCAACAUUUUGAGAUCCACAGGGACCUCAACCCUUAUAUAUGUGUCCACUGUGGUGAGAGCUUUGCUGUGGAGGCCAGCCUCAAGCAGCACAUGAAGAUUCACAUGAAAGAAAAGCCCUAUGUUCCCCCGGGUGUUGAGAUCAUGGGCAAUGAUGUUAUCGAUGCAUUCAGCCUUAAGUCUCAUCAGAUGAUUCAUUUGCCAGACAAGCCCCACAGAUGCUCAGAGUGCGGUAAGAGCUUUGCAGCUGCCAUCACCUUGAGAGAACACAUGAAGAUGCAUUCGGAGGACAAGCCCUACAAGUGCACCCAGUGUAGGAAGAGCUUUGUCCGCAGAAGACAUCUGAAAAAGCACCAGGAGGUCCAUGCGCGUGAGAAGCCAUACACUUGUGGCCAGUGUGGCAAAGGCUUUGCUACAACCUCGAACCUGAAGCAGCACCAGAAGACCCAUGCUGCAGUGGUGCUCGGAGACAAGCCCCACCGGUGUGCUCAGUGUGGAAAGUGUUUUGCAGCUGUUGCCACUCUGAGAGAGCACCAGAGGAUCCACUCGGGGGAGAAGCCGUACAAAUGCAACAUGUGCAGGAAGAGUUUUGUGCGCAAACGUCAUCUGAAGAAGCACCAGCAAGUCCAUGCCGGAGGGAAGCCCUACACCUGCAGACAUUGCAACAAGGGCUUCAAUCACUCCUCUUCUCUCUCGCGCCACCAUAAGACCCAUCUGCAGAAUCCGGUGUUUUCUCCACCACAGCCUGGGAAACCACUUACCUUCGGCACUCCUCCGAAGCAGAGGGUGCAUCAGCAGGGAGACAAGCCCUACAUGUGCCACCACUGUGACAAGGGCUUCAAUCAUUCCUCUUCUCUGUCGCGGCACCAAAGAGUCCACUCAGAGGGAAAGAGUUACAUGUGUGGUCACUGUGGCAAAAGAUUCAAUCACUCCUCGUCACUUGCAAGGCAUCAGAGAGUUCACUUGGAGAACAAGCAGCAACAGCAGCAGCCAGAACCGCCACAGCCAGAACCGCCGCAGCCAGAACCGCAGCAGUAUACCCCCAUCCCCAUGGGGAAGGGAUUCCCUAACAAUGCCUUCCCAAAACAGUGUAUCCUGUCUGUUGAAAAACCAUACAGGUGCUCUCAGUGUGGCAAAGGCUUUAACCAUUCUUCUUCCCUCUCCAGACAUCAUAGGAUCCACGUAGAUCAGUGAGCACCCCUUCCUGACCUCACAAGUGGUCCCAUGCAAGCGCACACAUCUUUGUCUCCCCCCCGUUUCUGUUCUACCCACGGUCCCUUCAUCGAUACCACCACACGAAAUAUCAGGCCAGCUUCUAUAGAUGAGAGGUCAGGUUAGCACAUUAGUAUGUUGAAGUGGAGCAGCUGAGAAUAAAUGGACAGUGACACAAGUCUUCAAAAAGAAAUGGCUCAGCCUGGAGGACUUCACAACCUGUAAUUCAGAGCUGAACCCGGGGCUUUGUGCUCAGUUUAAAGAGGGUAUAAUAAUAGAUUGUGAAGGAGUCUCUAUUCUUGUUUGUGGUUGUGCUUCACAUGCUUCAGGACCUCUUUUGAACAUUUUUAAAGAAACACAAAAUGUGAUUUGAAGAUCUACACGAUAAAAUUGUUACCUGGGGAAAAUAUGCUUCACCCUGUGGUUAGUCUUUUUGAUAGAGCAGUUCAGUUAAUGUUCCUUCAGGUGGGCACGUGCUUUUCAGCUGCAACUUUAUCCAAGGCUACAAACACAAUUGGUGAACAAGUUCUGUUGUCUCGAUUUAAAUAGGUAUUUCUUUUUCACCCACAUUACCCAUGUGAAGCAAAUAUCGAAAAUCCAAUGUAAAUAGUUAUUGAUUUUCUUUUAUAUAUAUAUAUGUAUAGGUGACUAGUGUGCUGUUCCAAAAGAUUACAUUUUUGAUAGUAAGAUCCUCUUUGUCUCCACAUUUAUUUUUUUUUUCAUUUUAUCGCUUUCAUUUGUUUUAAGUGUUGGAGAUAAACAUGUUGCAGGUGUUCUCAUGCAGCUUGUUAUUGAAAUUGGGCUCGAUCAAACACGAGCCAUCUUGUAUAUUUAUGAGGUUGUUUUUUGUAUGUCUGCGAUGGGUUAGUACUGCUGCAUAGACUGUAUAGAGAGCAAUACUGGCUGACACCCUGAGUCUAUUAUGACAUGCGAUUUAGCCAUAAAGCAAUGCAUAAUAGAAAAUAAAAACCUACUGGGUAGCAUAUUGCAACAUGACCCGUGUCCUAAUUAUUUACUGUGCGGUUUCCUCUGUACCCAAGCACCAAAUGUACAUGAAAUACAACAUCACACUUUACUGCUUUGGAGACUAAUUUAAUUACCUGUGUAUAGAAUAUAGAUAACUCUUACUCGUUGACCUUCACAAUUUGAUUAAAAAAAAAAAAAAGUUGUGUAUACUAAAAGACUACACGAGAAAGUCUCGCUUUUACAAGAUUUUUCCGAAGUCCAAUGGAUUGCGAUCUAUUUACUGUUCUGUGUAAAAUAUCUUUUACAAACUGAUGUAUUUUUUUAGAUAUGGCUUGGGUUAUAUGAAAGGGAAUGAGAGAUACAGUUUUUAUGAGUGAACAUUUUGGUGAGCAAUAUUUUCUUUUUAUUUGGAUAACAAUUGUGCUUCAAACUGUAGCAUAGGUUUCUUCCUUGUGUUAUAGGUGCCUUAUUGCAUGCUAUGUAGAAAUGUAUGCCGAGCUGUUAUUUGAGAAAAAAAAAAGUUAGGGUUUUCAGGAGUCUUUUGUUCUUAUUCAUACUAACUUACCCUACAUUUUAAUUUGAUGUCACUGACACCUAUUGCUUUUUUGCUUUCAUGUAUAUUACCAUGUGUUUACACUGUUACGACCAUAUUGUCUUUUUCCCUUCAUUUUUGUCAAUGGCCUGUUUGUAGAGAGAAAAAUUGUUAAAGAUCCAUAUAGACUUCUCUUAAGGGCAAAUCCUGUAACACCUCUUCCCAGUUUCUGAGUGGCACAUAUAUGGAUAAAUAAAGGUUGUUGACUCUC